AUGGCUGCCGCAGUUCUCCAACCUCCCCAGGGUCUUUCCCUCGAUCGGGAGAUCAUGGACCCUUCUCCCAUGUCUCCGAACGCUUCCAGACACGGCCGUAGUAGGCACGGGGGAAGCGUGUCCAAAAACGCCAAGGGCCGGGGCCGAGGAUACAGCGUCGUGGACGACCGGGAGGUACUGAUCUCCAAGGCCCUCACCUGGCUCCUGAAGAGGACGAUCGAGGCGGGCGAGGAGCAAGGCGAGGGGGAGGAGAAGCUGGUAGCCGACUCCGACGGCUGGGUCGGCUGCCAGGAACUGAAAAGGUCCAACCUCGCCUCGCUCGAAGUCACAUUCCCCGAGCUCAAGGCAUUCGUCGAAUCCCCGGCCUCGAAAUCCCGCUUCGGCCUGAAGCUCCGGCCAGACGCGAAGGAGGUCGAAGACGAGGAGGAGGCCGCCUCCGCCUCCGUGUACCUCAUCAAGGCGAACCCCUCCCCGGCCGGCCCAGCGAGCCCCACUUCUGCCACAACCCCCAAGUACACGCCCAUCUCCCUCACCACCGAAGACCUCCCCGACUUCGUCGUCUACGAGACAUCCUACCCCAACUACCCCUUGAUCCUUGCCUCGGGGGGGAUCAAGCGUGCCGGCGGCCAGGACCUCCUCCAGUUCGCGACCAUCGUCGUCCAGGAGGAUGGCUCCGAGGUCAGAGCCCCCAAGUCGGACGCGGACGUGUCCAUCCACAUCAACCUUCGUCAGGUCAUGGAGGCUGAGCCCAAGAUUCGCUGGGCACGGACUGAUGCCGGUACCGUCGUGACGGCUGGCGAUGUGGACGGUGGCAUCGCCAAGGUGAACUGGAAGAAGGUCGUGGCUCGCCGACCGGAUAUCGGUGUUCUGUACGAGAAUGGGGAGGUCAGAAAGGAGAUCCCCAUUGGGCUUCGUGGCAAGGGUGCCAAGCCCAAAAAGGGAGGUAAGGGCAAGGGAAAGGGUGCGGUGAAGGAGAUGAAGGCUCGUAGCGACGACGAAGACACUGCCAGCGAUUAG
This is a messenger RNA of Drepanopeziza brunnea f. sp. 'multigermtubi' MB_m1, 1017 nucleotides long. NCBI's taxonomy places the organism in Eukaryota, Fungi, Ascomycota, Leotiomycetes, Helotiales, Drepanopezizaceae. The record is from RefSeq and is a predicted model, not a curated record.